CCCUUGGUCCCUCCCUUUCCCCAGUAUCCCUUUGCACACUUCCAAUCUGUCUCUGGCCAAUCAGUUGCUCUCCAGCUUUUCAAAAACUGAGAUAACAGCCGCUUAGACAAACAGCAGAGUAAUUGUGGCUGCCAGUGGAUAGAUAGGCAGAGCUUAUAAAGUAUUGGUCUCUGGAGCUGAACGGAGAAAAUCCUCCUGGACAGGUGAAGUGAGAAGAAAAGGAGACGUAUCUAAGCUCUUGCAAUCUCUGGAGCCAAAGGAGGAGAACAUCUGGAUAGGGAGGGUGUGAAGGCAAACGCAGAUGGACCAUCAUGGCCUCCAACUUCAUGUUCAUCGCGUCCAUCCUGAUCUACUUCUCUUCCUUCGUUGGCAUGAUCGGCAACCUCAUCGUCCUCUUUGCCUUCCUGGCCCACGCCAUCUGUCACAAAGCCCUCCAACCCCUGGACCGCAUCAUUGUCAAUAUGGGCCUUGUGAACUUCUUCCUCUGCUGCUAUAAAGCCAUUCCCGGGAUGCUGGUCUUCAGCAGCACCAGGGUCUUUGGGGAGGAGGGCUGCAGGGUCCUCCUCUACAGCUACCACACCCUCAGGCUGAUCAGCAUCUGGUCGGUGGAGAACCUGAGCUUCCUCCACCUCAUCAAGAUCCGAAGGCCCAACUGCCGAUGGACGACCUUCAUCUACAGGCAUCAGGCACCCUACGUCAACGGCACCAUCGUCGGGUGUUGGGUGGUCAGUGUCCUCCUGCAAAUCCCUUAUUUGCAGUACAAGAAGACUAGAGAUCAAAAAAAUAAGACAAUUGCCUUUUUAGCUACUUCUACUUGCUUGAGAUCUACAGAGAGCUUCUACAUGAAAUUUAGUACGUACGCCUCCAUCAGCCUGGACAUGGUCCUCAUCCUGCUGGUCGUCACCCUCAACGGUUUCAUCAUAGAUCUUCUCUGGAAGCAUCACAGGAAGAUCAAAGCUUCAUCCUCCAUCGCAGGAAGUGGGUGGAAUAAACAUACGGCCCAGGCCACCAAAAUCCUGCUUUCCUUGCUGUCCAUUUAUGUGAUUUGCUGGAUCUCGAACGACGUGGUCUGGCUCACGAUUGUCUUGGGGUACCAAAGGAACAACAUGGAGAACAGUUUUUUGAGCACCUUGUACGGCAUGAUCUCCUCCAUAUAUUACUCAGCCAGCUCGUAUGUAGUGGUGUUUGGGUACAAAAAGGUGCGCGAAUAUCUCGCCAAAACAUGCUUGUUCUUGAGACGUAGGAGGACCACAACCGUUCGAGCUGUCUUCUUGGCGGACGCCUAGAUUGCCUAGAUGACAGAGAAAUCCUGUCCAUCAGAGUGGACGGCUCAAUCUCGUUGUUCAUAAUUUUGGUCCUGGGUGGAGAAAGCUACAACUUAGAAGAAACUGGACAAGUUCUGGAGCUGGUGUGACCUCUAAACCUCAACAUUUCAACUUCUGGAGCCAUGUUCCUGGUGGUUGCAUCUGGUGUCUACAUGGACAACAAAUGUCAGGAAGGAGAACGGUAGCCAGACAGACAUGGUUGGGAAGGAAGAGCUGCAACUUUGGGCUGAGUUCAGCUCUCGAAAAUGAUGGCACCUCAACUUCCAUUUGAAGAAACCUCUCAGCUUGAAAAGGACAGGUUUCCAACCAGGUAGUUAAUACGAUGACGGAUUUUAUAGAGGGAGAAACGGAGGCCCUGACAAGGGAGGCAGGGGUUUUAAAAUGCCCACGUGCAGGUUUCUCCUCACACGGACCAGCUCUAUGGCUAUUUUGAUCCAGAGAAAAGGAGAAGGAAGGGGAAAGUAAGUAAGAGGGAGGAAGCUGCAGGUGGGCUGCAGAACAAUCCUCGCACGGGGGCAGCGGCAUGAGCCUUGUACCUGGGCAGCAUCACUGCGGACUGCAGCGCGAUCCUUGCACCUGGGUGACAUUGCUGCAGGCCGCAGCACGAUCCUAGCGCUGGUGGAGCAUCGCCGCAAGCCUGGCGGUGGCGGCACCACAAGCCUCACACAGACGCCGCCAUCGCUAAGAGCCUUGUGCUCAUGCUCGCAGCCCCGUUUGCGUGGUGCACAUGCUCGUAGCCUUUUUGCAUGUGCGCCUGCUCGUGUCCACUUUCAUGUUUGUGCAUGUGCAUGUAAGGCACCUGCCCCUCCGUCUCCCACCGGGCCGCCAAUCCAAAAUGGUUGGAGACCCCUGCUCUAGACUAGCCAUUACCCAGUUCCUGCAACUGUUCUUCAUGUGUUUUAGCCUCCAGGCCUUUAAUCCUCCCAGUUGCUCUUGUCUGCACUUUUUCCAAAGUCUCACCAUCUUUUUUAUAACGUAGCGACCAAAACAGGAUGCUGUGUUCCAGGCAUGCGGUCUCACUAAGGUUAUUAUAAAGUACUGAUACUUCAUGGGAUCAGCAAAAGUGCCCCACGACUGCAAGGGAGAUAUAUCCUUCCAUCUUCCACCCUUCGGCCAGAGCUGAAGAAGCUUCUUGGAUGACAAGCGAAACGUCUUCAAGGGGAAAAAAAAAAAAAGCAAAGUCCAGCUGUCUUUCGAAAAUGAACUUUGGGAACAACGGAGCAAACGAACAGGCGAGGAUCUACCCAACCUUAUCUGCAAAUUAACAUUUGCCAUCCUUCUUCCUGUGGGCGCUCAGUGGCGCAAAACCUCAGCGUCCCCUCAUCAGUGGCUCUAUUGUAACACCAUCACUUCAGCAGAAAAGAAUAACUGUCAGAUAGUCAUAUAUUCUCAAGAAAGGCUAAUUACCAUCGGCAAACAAACCGCGUUUCUUUUCCUUUAUUUGAGCGCAGCCCAGAGCUGAAGGCAGAAUCAAUACGUGUGGGUGCGUGGCUGGGCCUGCCUGCGUGCGUUUCCGCGUGCGAGAGCGAGCGAAUGUUUAUACAGUCUAUCUCUCAGCAGAUUUGCUAAUGGUUUUCCUGACACUUCCAGCAGAGCUUUGAAAAAAAUCUCAUUACGGGGGGGGGGUCCUCGGCUUACGG
Messenger RNA from Crotalus tigris (Tiger rattlesnake), 2965 nucleotides. Its product is annotated as vomeronasal type-1 receptor 1-like. Gene Ontology annotation, cellular component: membrane. The record is from RefSeq and is a predicted model, not a curated record. Gene Ontology annotation, molecular function: pheromone receptor activity. Gene Ontology annotation, biological process: G protein-coupled receptor signaling pathway. Lineage: Eukaryota; Metazoa; Chordata; Lepidosauria; Squamata; Viperidae. The coding region runs from base 312 to 1286 and encodes 324 amino acids. The transcript has a single exon.